Mirounga angustirostris (Northern elephant seal) is the source of this 4371-nucleotide messenger RNA. RefSeq names its product tropomyosin alpha-3 chain-like. Gene Ontology annotation, cellular component: actin filament. The coding region runs from base 578 to 1495 and encodes 305 amino acids. NCBI's taxonomy places the organism in Eukaryota, Metazoa, Chordata, Mammalia, Carnivora, Phocidae. Gene Ontology annotation, biological process: muscle contraction; actin filament organization. The record is from RefSeq and is a predicted model, not a curated record. The transcript has a single exon. Gene Ontology annotation, molecular function: actin filament binding.
CUGGCAAAUGCUAAAAAAAAAAAAAUGAAGAUGGUAUAGCAAUAUCAGUAAAACAUACACUUGAAUAAACAACAUGGAUUAAGAGAAACAGUAGAUCAUGAUAAAAAAUAUAUUUUAAAAGAUGGCAAUUGUGAAACCUAGAGUUACUCUGAAUAUAUGAAUCACUUGGAGGAAUUGAUAAAUCCUUUCUCAUUUUCAGAAAUUUUGACAUAACCAUUCAGAAGUGAUGAAUCUCUCAGACAGUGAGUGUUAAACGGAAUAACUAUACAUUUGGGUGAGAAUGAGGGCAAGAGCCUUCCUACACUGUCAGUAUACAUGUGUUGUCAUUACUCUUUAGGCAACGAUCUGGCAACAUCUAUUAACAAUACAAAUCCAGUAUUUUCACCAAUGCCUCUCCUGGAAUCUAUCCCAGAGAAAUAGAAGGACAGAUCUACCAACAUGCUUAUUGCAUCCUUGCUCAUAGAAACGAGGAAACAAAUAAAUUGGAUGCCCGUCAGUAGGAGAAUACAUUUUACAUAUGCCAUAAACCAAUAAUACAUUGCUACUAUUUUGCUUUUGAAAUCAGUUUUCUUUCAGAAUGAUUAAAAAUAAAAAUGUCGGAGAAGCGGCUGCAGCGCCCAGUGGAGGAGGCAGGAAGCCAAGCGUGAGCAGGGGCUGGGUGGGCACUGUGACCGGGAUCACCACCAUCGAGGCGGCGAAGCGCAGGAUCCAAGUUCUGUGGCAGCAAGAGGAGGAGGAGGAGCCGCAAGAUGACACAGAGGAGAGGGCCGAGCACCUGCAGCAGGAAGGUGAGGGGCAAAGGCGGGCCCAGAAGCAGGCCGAGGCCGAGGUGGCCUCCUUGAACCGUAGGAUCCAGCCGGACUGUGCCCAGGAGCACCUGCAAAAGCUGGAAGAAGCAGAGAAAGCGGCUGGUGAGUGUGAGAGAGGUAUGGAGGUUAUUGAGAACCAAGCCUUAAAAGAUGAAGUACAGAUGGAACUCCAGGAAAUCCAACUUAAUGAGGCCAAGCACAUUGCAGAAGAGGCAGAUCGGAAAUAUGAAGAGGUGGCUCAGAAGUUGAUGAUUAUUGAGGAGGACUCAGAAUUCCCAGAGGAACGAGCUGAGCUGGCAGAGUCCUGUUGCUGGGACAUGGAUGAGCAGAUCAGACAGAUGGGCCAGAACCUGAAGUGUCUGAGGGCUGCUGAAGAAAAGCACUCUGAGAAGGAAGACAAAGAUGAGGAAGAGAUAAAGAUUCUCGUGGAUAAACUCAAGGAGGCAGAGACCUGUGCUGAGUUUGCUGAGAGAUUGGUAGCCAAGCUGGAGAAGGCAAUUGAUGAUUUGGAAGAUAAGCUGAAAUGCACCAAAGAGGAGCCCCUCUGUACACAAAGGAUGCUGGACCAGACUCUGCUUGACCUGAAUGAGAUCUCAAGCACCCCAGUCCGGCCCUGCCGCUGCUCCUCCCGUGACCCCCCGACUCCACUCCAGCCUGCCCAAAGCGGCCUUGAAACCGAGGGCUGAUCUCUUAACUGGAAGGCUGCUUUCUCCUUUUGCCGCCUCUCCUACCCCAACCCCUGUGUCUUUUUUGCCAAACUGUCUCUGCCUCUCCCUAGAGAUUCCAGUUGGGCUUGAGGCUGAGCACCUUUGGGAACAGUGUCUAAGGGAAUGUGAGCACAAAGCAAAGUGUCUUUAAAAGCAUGUUGUAAUGUACACAUUUUAUAAUUAUCUUUGUUGUUGUUGAUGUAGCGACCAUUUGUAAAACAUUCCAAAUAAUUCCACAGUUCUGAAGCAGCAGUCUAACCCCUUCCUCGCAUUUGGAAAGUAGCUUUUCAGCUUAAUGCAUACCGCCCUCUCCACAGAGGAGGGAAAGCUGUAGGGGCCCGCCUUACUGAGAGCCAGAGCCUGGACGCUUCAUUGCUCUGUCCAAAGUACCAGCCAAAUUAGAAAUGUGGUUCCAGGAGGAGUUGGCUCAAAAAGUGGGGCUCAGGGUUUCCGCUUUAAGGUAUCUUUGAGCAACUUUAUUUUUAAUUUUUUUUUUUUCUGUCAGAUGUGACCAAGGGGUGGCUUGACCCCUUUUCAGCACUGUAAUGGAGCUACUCCCUUUAGAUCGGCUUGCACAGUUUCUCAUGAGCCGUCUACCAUAAUUCUGAUCUUUGUGUCUCCGUAUUUCCUGGGUUUUCCCCUCUCUGGCUGCCUUCAAGAUUUUCUCUUUGUCUUUGGUUUUCAAGGUUUAAGAUGAUGUCUACAUGUGUGUUUUUAUUUUGUUUUGUUUUGGGUGGGUUUGGAGGAUAUUCUCUGAGCUUCUUGGACCAUUGUUCGAUUCUUUCAUUAUUUUAAUGCUCAGCCAUUACAUCUUCAAGACUCUGUUAAGUCCACUGUUGAACCCCUCUAGGUGUUCUUUACUGCUAAUACCAUGUAUCUUUUAAAUUCUGGCAUUUACAUUUAUCACUUUCUUAUGGUUUUCAACUCCAUUGAAAUUCCCCAUCAGUCCAAACAUAUGUAGAUUCAUGGUAGAUUUUGUAAAUCAUAGUUCAUUUAAAUUUGUUUGAUAUUUUUACUAUCUUUGUAUCAAUCUGAUACUGCAGAUUACUUUGUCUCUUGGGUGUGGGUUGUUUUUACUUGUUUGUUUGUCUCAUACAUUUUGGUUGAAUGCUGGACAUUAUACUUUAUACAUUGUACGGGCUGAGAUAAAUUGUGUGGGAAUAAGCAUAGCUUUUUAUUUGCUGGAACAGAUAGUAAAUAUUUUUUACUUUGUGGGUCAUACAGUCUUUGAGGUAGAUUAUCUGUCACUGUCAUCUGUCAAUAAUAGAUUAAUUUUUUUAAUUAAUAUUUACAUGCUAUAUCAUUUUCCAUCCUUUUGUUUUCAACCUAACUAUAUUUGAAGUGAGUUCUAUUUGAAAUUUCUUAUAGGUAGCAUAUAGUUGGGUCUUAUGUUUUUUAUCCACUCUGUCAAUCUUUGAUUUUAAUUGUUUAGAACAUUUGCAAUUAAUAUAAUUAUUGAUAGAUAUGUUAGAGCUUAAUUCUGCUAUUUUACUCUUUUCUCUUUGUUCCCUCUUUUUUUUUUUUUAAGAUUUUAUUUAUUUAUUUGAGAGACAGAGAAUGAGAGACAGAGAGCAUAAGAGGGAGGAGGAUCAGAGGGAGAAGCAGACUCCCCGCUGAGCAGGGAGCCCGAUGCGGGACUCGAUCCCGGAACUCCAGGAUCAUGACCUGAGCCGAAGGCAGUCGCUUAACCAACUGAGCCACCCAGGCGCCCCUUGUUCCCUCUUUUUAAUAUGUCUGUCUUGUCUUUCUGCCUUCCUGUAUAUACUUGAACAGUUUUUUAGAAUUCCAUUUUGAUGUAUGUAUAGUAUUUUUAUGUGCCUCUCUGUGUAGAUUGGCUCUAAACAGUAUACAUGCAUGACUUGUCACAAUCUAGUAUUGUUGACAUUUAACAGUUCAAGAGAAAAGUAGAAACCUUUUCUGUCUUUACAUCCCUUUGCCCUCCCUGGUUUAUAAUAUAAUUGCCUUAUAUAUUCCCUUAUAUAUGUUGAGAACCACAUAAGACAAUGUUACAAUUUUUUGCUACAACUUUGAAACAUAAUUUAGAAAACUCAAGAGGAAAAGGAAAGUCUUAUAUUUGCCUGUAUUUUUGCUCUUUCCGUUGUUCUUUCUUCCAAGAGAUUUGUUGAUUGUUUUUGCUGUCUUGUAACUAUUUCAUGUUUAGAUUCCCAUAGACUGUUGACUGAGGAAAAAGAAACAAAACAAUAGGCUAUUUAUCUGUAAAUAGAAAGAUUGAAAUGACAGUGUAGAGAAGUGAGGUCAUGUUCUGAAUUAGGCACUUUUCUUGGACUUGGUAAGACCCAACCACCACUUUACACUGUGGAAGUCUCAUGAUUUAGGAUGAUGCCACUGAUGAGAAGGCCAGUAAGGAUCUAGUAUAAGUGAGGGGCUGAGGAAGCCCCAAAUUUCCUUCCAGAUUGGCAAGUUUGUAAUUGAUUAUGUUUAGUUCCUAACUGUGACCAUCUGAGUUCAAAAGAUUUUUACUCAAAUACUUUAUAGUAAGUGAUAAACCUAAUUCUAAAGAUUCUUGACAAAAGCCAUCUAGAAGGGUUCUUUUGCAUUAUCUUUUCAAUGUUAUAAUUUUAUUUUUUUUUAAGAUUUUUAUUUAUUUGUCAGAAAGAGAGGGAGCACAAACAGGAGGAGCAGAGGGAGCGGGAGAAGCAGGCCCCCCUGCUGAGCAGGGAGCCCAAUGCUGGACUUGAUCCCAGGAUCCCGGGAUCAUGACCUGAGCCAAAGGCAGAUGGUUAACCGACUGAGCCACCCAGGCAUCCCUAAUGUUAUAACUUUAAAGCAGUUACUCUUGUUCUGAUUAACUCCGUGUUAAGGAGAUAAACACUGUGUGUGUGGCUUUUCUUUCU